CUAUCAUCAAUGCUACCGUAUGGUAUGGCAUGGUAUGGUCUGGUAUGCACCGCGACGGCGCGACGGAAUCACCUAUGCAUCAACCCACCAGGCGGCCAUGGCAGCAGCAGUACGUACGCCGGUCUUCUCUAUACUCACUCUCUCUCACUCCAUACUCUCUCUCUCUCUCUCUCUCUCUCUCCUGAUUGUUCCUCAGUCUCACGCAGCCAGGGCCCUGAUGAGGCCGGGCUACCAACUCACCAAGGACUGGCUGGCGGAGGGGGCGCGGCGCAUGGUGGCCCCGGCGCCCAAGCCUUCUGCUGCACGCGGGGCAUACGACCCACAGGGGUGGCCACGUUGUCAGGGAAUGCGCCCGUAAUCUGCCCAGCUAACCUCCCAGCUAGCUACUCAAGUUUUUCCUCUGCUCCCUUCUUUCUUUCAAUUUGUUUGCCUCCUUUGUGCAUGUCGUGUUGGUCAGAUUGAUCGUCUUCGUAUCCUGCUGUUUGCCACGCUGAUGCAGAAUCAUACAUAGAUAUAUAUACAUAUCUCCACAUGUCCAUGUAUGUAUGUAUGCCGACAAUCAUGCAUCGUGUGCUAAUUGUGACGCUAUCUACAUAUGUAUGUAUGUAUGUAUCUAUUGAUCGAUCCUUCAACGUCUGAGGUUUCUUUCAUGGCCAACCCCCCCGCCCCCCUGCUCCAUCUUCAACCCAUCAGCCUCACAUGCAGCAGCAACAACAUCAAAUAAAGUGCUUUCCAUAUCGUCCAGCUUGCCUAUACUCAUCAGCGACGGCCGGUAUAGCCGAUUGCAAGCAGCAACUCGACGCUACGGCCACCGAGCAUAGUCAGCCCGGCCUUCGACAGCAUCCAACACUUGAUCCCCUUUUCGCCUAGUCCGCGUCACGGGAUUUCUCACUGCUCACCGUGCGCCUUGCUCUCCUCUGAUUGGGGCUGGAUCGGCAUUAUGCCUGGUCGUUCCUGAAACAUCAAUCCCUGAAAUCCGCUUCGUAGCCGAGAAUCACAAUCUGUACACUACAGCCAUGUGUAAUGUGCAGACUGCAAAACUUGUCCUCGCAUCCAAUCACAUCGUCCUGUUCACUGUUACCAUCCGUUCGGGAACUGCUCCAGAGAUCCCCGUCUUCUGUUCCUUCAUCCACCCUCAUCCUUUCUUUUGGCCAUGUCCAUGUCCAUCGUCUAACUGUCUCAACGGUCAACCGGUACUCAGCUUCAACACCGAUAGAUGGUCUUUUGCUUCUGCCAUCGUGCAGUCUUUCGGUCCGAUUCUGCGUGCCACUAUC
Periconia digitata is the source of this 1274-nucleotide messenger RNA. The record is from the annotation of a GenBank genome assembly. NCBI's taxonomy places the organism in Eukaryota, Fungi, Ascomycota, Dothideomycetes, Pleosporales, Periconiaceae.